AUGCCCCCAAUAAAGCAGAGGAACUUCUCGGAGUUAAAUGAAGAUGGAUGUCUGAGAGGAAGAAACUCAGAUAAAAAUGUAAGUUCCACCCAUUCUGAAUCUGAUGAUGGCGUGUUAUCUGGGUUUGAUGAAAUGGAAUUAUGUGACUACUUUAUGAGAUCGGUCCUCAACUUAGAAUCCCACAACCAACCCCUAAUCCUAAGGCCUACAGGAAGAGAACACAUGAUGAAAUCUGUCAGAGCCAACCCGACAGGCAUUAGCCAGGAUCAAUUCAGUCGUCAGGAUCACAUUCAGAGGGUGAGGACGGAGGAAAAGGAGUUGAAAAAGGAAAAUUACGGAUCGAAGCCAGGAAGAAUAUCUAGACCAUACUACAAUUAA
Molecule: messenger RNA, 378 nt
Organism: Plasmodium inui San Antonio 1
Lineage: Eukaryota; Apicomplexa; Aconoidasida; Haemosporida; Plasmodiidae
Exons: 2
Coding region: 1-378 (125 amino acids)
Source: RefSeq, a predicted model, not a curated record